Molecule: messenger RNA, 479 nt
Organism: Drosophila innubila
Lineage: Eukaryota; Metazoa; Arthropoda; Insecta; Diptera; Drosophilidae
Exons: 2
Coding region: 19-444 (141 amino acids)
Source: RefSeq, a predicted model, not a curated record
ACUUGAAGAAAUAGAAUAAUGGCGAAACGAGUAAAGGUUAUCGGUUGUUGCCCAUAUUGUAAGCGUGAGGUGGGAGUUGAUAUGCGUCCUAUUAACGAAGUGGAUCCAAGGCGCAUGGAGGAGAUUCUGCAUGGAUUGACAUCAUCAUCAUCAUCAUCGCAUCAGAGCGUGCAGAGUACAACCGGAGCUGAUGAGUUACAAGAUGCAAAUGCAGAUUCUCAAAUUUCAUUAGAACAGAGUAGUUCACACAAUCCCGUGGUCAAUUUUACAGACAAAAUGCUGGGUUAUGUCCAGCAGGAGUUUGAGCGACCCAAUAGCUCACAGAGUACACUAACGGACGAUCAAAUUGGGAUAAUUAUGAGCAUGUUGAAAGAGGAGCAGGUUGCACUUAACCAAUAUACGAAUGAUAGGAACAAAAGGCCGAUGUCUAGGAGGCAACGAUAAUAGGAGCAAUGGCAAUUGUUCCUCCAAAAAUUUAA